Molecule: messenger RNA, 588 nt
Organism: Emiliania huxleyi CCMP1516
Lineage: Eukaryota; Haptophyta; Isochrysidales; Noelaerhabdaceae
Exons: 3
Source: RefSeq, a predicted model, not a curated record
GCCGGGCUCGGCCCGGCCCGCGACGGCUGGCCGCCGACGAGUGCGCUCGCGCUGCUCGUCAAAAUGGCGGCGGUGGCGAUUGCGGCGACGGUCGUUCAGUCGUACAGAGCUCAGGCGUCGGUCGUCUGUCGUCUGUUGUCGCAUUCGCACACGCGCGCGCGCCGCGCGACCCGCCCAAAAGCUGCUCGCUCGCGGCCGACUCUACCAUCGCGGCCGCAGCUGUUGAGCUCUUCAGAAGACUGGUGCCUCAUAUGCUGCCUCCCUGCGGAUGCUGCCGGCGAGCCUGGCGGUCCGCUGUACUACAAGGAAGUGCUGACUCGAUUCUACCUCGAAUUCUUCUACCCCCACGACUCGGAACGCGAAUCCUGCCUCUGGCCUCGCCUCCCUCUCCUUCACCCUUCAGGCAUUCGUGGCAUCCUAUGGGUCGUCCAGAGUAUCGACCUCUGGCGAGUCAGCCAGCCCCACUUUGAGGGCGCCAUGAAGUACAGCGAUCGCCACCUCGCUGGCCUCUCCGCAGGCCCCCCCGACCGCGUCGAACUCAUCGGCGCGGGCUCUCUCGGCUACGGGACCGGCCCCAGCUUCGGCUGA